This is a messenger RNA of Hippoglossus stenolepis (Pacific halibut), 2552 nucleotides long. RefSeq names its product UDP-glucuronosyltransferase 2A2-like. Gene Ontology annotation, molecular function: UDP-glycosyltransferase activity. The record is from RefSeq and is a predicted model, not a curated record. Lineage: Eukaryota; Metazoa; Chordata; Actinopteri; Pleuronectiformes; Pleuronectidae. Bases 726 to 2306 code for a protein of 526 amino acids. The transcript has a single exon.
UUACUUUUACAUUUGCAGACCUUUCAAUGAUCUAAGGAAUUCAUUAUAAUGUACUGCUAUUUCUUUAAAUACACAUUGAACAAGAGAACAAACUCACUGUGUUUGUCUCUGACAUGCAGUAGCAUUAGUAGUAGCAGUAGUAGUAGAAGAAAACCAUUGGUAAAGUAGUACUAGAAGGAGUACAGGAAGCAUUAGUAGUAGCAGUGGCAGCAGUAGAAUCAACACCUGUGUACAGUACACAGGUGUUUGCUUUGUCGAGCACAGUUAAAAGCCACAGAAGGUAUUUUAGAUUCAAGAUUCAAGGGAGCAAACAAGCAAACUGUCAUCCUAAAAGACACAAUAGUGACACUUAAAAAGACUUCAUGAAACAUAUAUAAUAAAAGACCAGUUAUAUGCUAAAAAGUGCAAUUAAAUAACCAAGUUCAAUUAUUAUAAAUCAUCUUAUAUCUUAAUGAAAUAAACUGGGAAAUAAUGAUUGAAAAGUCAUUUCAAAUCUUCUUUAACAACAUUUCUCUCCUUUACAUAACCCUUCCUUAUAUCAAAUAAUACAUUCCUAUUAUUUAUGAAUUAAUACGUUCAUAUCUGCAUCCACACAUAGGAGACAUGCUCAGAGUCAGCACUAACAAGUCAGUUGUUUGAGUUGAUGCAUUGUGUUGAACUGAAAACCUCCGUUCAGAAGGACCUUCUAACAUCCUCAAGUGUCUUGUCUGGAUUCCUUUUCAGAGAUGUACCGAACCAGCCUCGUGUCACUCGCAGUGCUGCUGUGCUCUGCACUCUUGGUAGAUGGAGGGAAAGUCUUGGUGUUCCCUGUAGAUGGAAGCCACUGGAUCAACAUGAAAGUCCUCAUCGAGGAGCUUCACUCAAGAGGGCAUGAGAUCACAGUUCUGCGACCGUUAGACGCCUGGUACAUCAAGCAAGAUUCUCCCCACUACAAGUCCAUCACUAUUAAAUCCUCAACUGGUUUUGAUGAGGAAAACUUUGGCACAUUUGUAACCGCAACGCUGAAGAUGCGGCGGGAAGGUGCAUCACUUUGGAAUGUUAUAUCUCUGCGAUUUGGAAUGCUAAACACAUUAUAUCACAUGCAUAAGCAGCUGCUUGAGAUGGUGGAGGAGAUGUUCCAGGACACCAAACUGAUGCAGGGUUUUCACGAUGCCAAUUAUGAUUUGGUUCUGACAGAUCCUGCUAUUGGUGGAGGGGUGCUUCUGGGUCACCGCUUGGGUCUUCCACUUGUCUUCAAUGUGAGGUGGACCAUUCAGGGUGAGGGACAUCAGGCAAUAGCACCAUCCCCAGUCUCAUAUGUCCCAAUACCAGAGACAGAGCUGACUGACAAGAUGACCUUCACCCAGAGAGUCAACAACUUCCUCUUCUAUUUAUUUACAUGUUUUCAAAUUUGGUACACUGUGGAUUCAAACUACAAACCUUUUGUCCAUCGUCACUUCAGCAGUGACGUACAUUACAUGGAGCUGUUCCAAGCGGCAGAUAUCUGGCUGAUGAGGAACGAUUUUACCUUUGAGUUCCCAAGACCCACAAUGCCAAACAUCAUCUACAUGUCGGGGUUUCAGUGCAAACCCUCCAAGCCUCUGUCCAAAGAACUUGAGGAGUUUGUCCAGAGCUCUGGUGAACAUGGUGUCAUUGUUAUGACGUUGGGAACCCUGGUGGCAAACCUUCCAGAGGACGUCACUGACGACAUCGCAGCAGCUUUUGCCCAACUUCCUCAAAAGGUGAUCUGGAGGCACAAAGGAAAAAGACCGUCCACUCUUGGGAACAACACCUUACUCUUAGACUGGCUGCCUCAGAAUGACCUCCUGGGUCACCCCAAGACCAGACUGUUUGUGGCCCAUGGAGGAACCAAUGGAAUACAGGAGGCCGUCUACCACGGCGUUCCCCUGGUGGGCCUGCCUCUCAUGUUUGAUCAGCCUGACAACUUCUUCAAGAUGAAAGUAAGAGGUGUGGCCAAAGUCAUGGACAUUGCAACUGUGAACAGAGAGAACUUCUUGGAGGCUCUCAAGGAGGUUCUCUAUGAACCGAGCUACAGGGAGAACAUGAGGAAGCUGUCCAACCUGCAGAGAGAUCAGCCCAUAAAACCACUGGACCAUGCCGUAUUCUGGAUCGAGUUCGUCAUGAGGCACAAGGGGGCGCCGCACCUCAGGACAGAGUCUUAUAAGAUGUCCACGGUCCAGUACUAUUCCAUUGAUGUCAUUGCCUGUCUGCUGGCAGUUAGUGUGGCAGCAUUCACUCUUUUUAUUUCUGUCGUCAAGUUUUUGUGGUGCAGAGUGUUUUACAGAAGCAAAGUCAAAAAUGAAUGAGUGUGCUGCAAAAUUUCAGAAUUUUAAGAUCUGAAUUUUGAUUCAUGAAAACGAUACUAAAUCUUUCACUAGUGUGCAGCUGAAUGCACCAACUUCACACUGUCUCACCACCUCAGCACCGUGCGCAGAGUUUUCAACAGUUGCCACUGCCAACAGCCAACAACUCAUUUCAGUCAAACCUGCUACUUUACCUUUAUAUACUUAUUCAUUAUUAAUGUUUGAUUCAAAUAAAACUGUUUUGAUAAA